AUGUCUUGGCGUGAACUCCUUCCCCCCUGGCUGGUGAUCGUAGCGGGACUGACGGGCAUCGUGCUGCUUUGCGUCUCCACUAAAGAUGUGCCCGCCACCCCUCUCAGGACCAAGUAUGCCAUUGUUCUGGAUGCUGGCCCAUCCCACACCAUCCUGUUCAUCUACCAGUGGACCACCACCAAGGCAAACAAGACCGGGGUGAUCACAGAAUGUAGUUCCUGUCCUGUGCAAGGUCUGGGAGUCUCCAACUACUCAGAUUCUCAGAAAGUAGGGAAGAGUUUGGAGCCAUGUUUGAACUGGGCCCAGAAAGAGAUCCCGGCAGAGCAGCACAGCCAAACCCCCCUCUACUUGGGAGCAACCGCCAGCACGAGGCAGCUGAACCUCACCCAUCCCAUCCUCUCUGACGGUCUCCUUGCAGCCCUGACUGUGGCCCUGAAGUCAUCCCCCUUUGACUUUCAGGGGGCACAAAUCCUGUCCAGUCCAGACAAGGAAGCAUUCAAUUGGGUUGCUGUUAACUAUGUCCUGGAGAACUUCUUCAAGUAUGACUGGCGAGGACAGUUGGUCCCCUCCAGAAAGGGGAUGGCAGGAGUCCUGUCCGUGGGAGAAACCUCAACACAGCUCACUUUCAAGGUGGAAGAAGAGAACCAGGCACCAAAAGAGCAAGUGAGGCUGCAGCUGUAUGGGCAGACACACAACGUGUACACUCGUCGCUGCCCCUGCCACGGCACGGACCAGCUCCGCAGCAGGCUGCUCUCUAUGCUCAUUCAAGAUCAGAGAAGUGCUAAAACUGUGUCUAAUCCCUGCUGGCCCCUCACCUACUCCCGGGAAGUGCAGUGGCAAUCAGUGCAUGCUGGGCCUUGUGCUGUCAGUGAUGACACAUUGGGCAUCCCUGGCCCUGAGGAGGUCUUCAACAUCACCGGCUCCAGCAAUCCCACCGCCUGCAUGAGACUUGUGCAAAGCCUGCUCAACUCUUCCUCUUCCUGCAGCUUCUUCAAGCAUUCUCCCAGCAGUGUUUUCAAGCCCGUCCGGACCAGGUUUCUGGUGAUUUCUGAGGCCAUGGACUUCAUGAGAGAAACUGUACGCUCUCCUGACUUGGGUCAGGCAGUCAACAGGCUUUGUGGGAUGUCCGUCAAAGAGCUGGUUAAGGAGUCCCAAACAAACCUGGAUACACUUGCUGAUUACUGUGUUGUGUCUGCCUUCAUCUUUCAUCUCAGUACAAAGGGAUACACGUUUGACUUUGAUGGGUCUGUUUGGACUGCAUUCCAGAAGAAGAUGGGUGACACAUCAUCUGGCUGGACUCUCGGGUACAUGCUGAGUCUGACCAACACCAUCCCCCAGGACAGCCCGAGCUUCCUCAAGGGGAUUGAACCAGGGGUCUGGUCUUUGCUCCUUAUCCUCUUUGUCGUGCUGCUCACCGGCUCUUUCAUGCGCAUCUCAUACCGAGUGAUGGUCAAGGAAAACGGCUUCAGUAACAGGAACAGCAGUGUUUUUGAUGACAACUGA
Molecule: messenger RNA, 1503 nt
Organism: Gymnogyps californianus (California condor)
Lineage: Eukaryota; Metazoa; Chordata; Aves; Accipitriformes; Cathartidae
Product: ectonucleoside triphosphate diphosphohydrolase 2-like
Exons: 9
Coding region: 1-1503 (500 amino acids)
Biological process (GO): nucleoside diphosphate catabolic process
Cellular component (GO): plasma membrane
Molecular function (GO): GDP phosphatase activity; UDP phosphatase activity
Source: RefSeq, a predicted model, not a curated record